Megachile rotundata (alfalfa leafcutting bee) is the source of this 8631-nucleotide messenger RNA. RefSeq names its product ankyrin repeat and BTB/POZ domain-containing protein 2. NCBI's taxonomy places the organism in Eukaryota, Metazoa, Arthropoda, Insecta, Hymenoptera, Megachilidae. The record is from RefSeq and is a predicted model, not a curated record. Gene Ontology annotation, molecular function: protein heterodimerization activity.
UCUCCCGUUUCCUCUUGGCUUGUCCAGUGAAAAGAGCAUAACAGUUUACAAGUGGCAGCCAGCACUUAACCACGCGAUGAGGGACAAGAAACUAGCUACGCGCGUGAUACCCGCUCGCGGAUUAAACUGGAGCGAGUUCGCUUCCCUCUUCGCUCGUUACAUCUAAUUUCUGUUAUUGAUCAUCCUUCUUUUUCUUCCUGUUAUCGUCGUUGUGCUCUGAAACACGCGCGAGUGAUGUGACAAAUAAAUAAUUAAACAUUUAUCCUUUUACUUUACAAAUCUACGAUUAGUGCUCUGGAUGAAAUUUGCUUGUAAACGCGCGAAUAUUUUAUGGAUUUCUCAAUGGAUCAACUUCUAUGGGUCGAGAAUGGAACACCAAGUAUCAAAUCGUAAUAACUACCAUUCUGCUCAAUCUUCGCAAACUGCAACUGCAAAUGCAAGUUUGUUACCCAUUUAAUCGCAAAAUUUAAGUACUUGAACAGUGAAUCCUAGAUAAUUGACACUGCCUCACAAUACUCUUUCAAAUAAAAAUAUCUGACUUCCAAAAAUAUUACACUUCAAAUAUUAUUAAGUCCAUAAAGACCUCUCUGCUCCAUAAGCCGAGUAGCAAAUAAAGAAUUUUCUCGGUUGCACUUUAUUUGUUCGAAGCCAGGUGUCAUUCAGAGUGAGCAAGAUUGACAUUCACCUUAUCCCGAAAGAAAAUAGAAAGGAAAAAGUAAAAUGUUCGCGUGAUAAGCUAGCACUUUCGUGAUACUGUUACGUGGCCAGUGCUCUCUGGAUAGAAAAAAGAAGCUACGAAUGGAAAGUGAUACGGAGCCGUCUUCUAUUCGCCGACAUUGCGGUCUGCGAAGGAAGUGCACGCGUUUCACCUGUUGAUAUCCAGUGUGAACCAUAGGCACGUCGUUUCAGUCGCGUGCCGGCUCGUGAACAGAACAAAAACGCGUAUCAACGACGAUCGUUCGCGGUAAUUUACGCUUCUUCGAGUGCAAUUUGUCGCUAUCGAGGCGAAACGUGUCGGACUAUAACGGUGAGAAACCGUAAACGAUCACGAACCGUAGGUAAUCAUCGUGUACGUUGCUCUGUACGAUUCAGCGUUCGUUUCUGUACAAAUAGUUUCUGCCGCUCGUUAGAAACGUGCUUUCCAAUCAGUUCGGACGCGGUACGGUUUUGUUACUGUGCGUCUAACGGAAAAGUUUAUUUCUGAUCAAAAACGCAUCCGAGUAUUCCACGCCGCUGGAUCUACCGGCAACUCAACAUUUCCUCUUUUAUACUGUCGGGAAUUCUUGAAAUGUUACGCAGACACGAGAAAAAGAACUGCAAAUAACUGAAAAUAAAAAACUGAAUUGAUAAAAAGUUCGGAAUGCAAGAUGUAAGAUGUUCUCUACGUAAAUGUAUUUUCAACUUGGUAUCAGAGUACAAAGUCUUAGAAAGAUUUUGUAGAAUAAGACUUUCACUUUCAACCAAAAAUCGGCAGAUAAUCGAUCGCUUAUAAUUAAAAAUAAUGCCCGUUGUUAUCAAAAUGGGUCACUGAAGAGUACAAGCAGUACCGAGAAGCGUAAUAACGAUAUAUCGCCGAACUAAUCUCAGAUAAUUAAAAUGAAUCUCUACUGCAAAAGCGCAUCCCAAAAUAAUUUUCCUUCGCCUCAGAGGAGAUAUAAAAUGCCCAGACAUAAGUGAACGAAACCGUAUAUCUGCAUACUCAUUUUCUAGUUCAGGUCUCUGAGAAAUUAGUCAGAGAUCUUGUGCACAUUCAGAAAGGCACGUUUCCUGUAGCUUGAAUCUCGAUCAAAAGCAACGCUGUUCGUCACCGGAAGCGUCUGCAGAUUCAUCGGUCUUCUUCGAAUGACCAGGAAAAAAGGAGGCCACACCGCGAGCAUCCUCUGCUAGGCGGACUAACGAGAAUUCGUAUCUCUUCCGGUCAGUUCGUUUCUUCGAAAAUGUCCAUUAACGCGUGACAUGCCAUCGACGCGAGGCGAAUCAUGCAGUAACAAGGACUGUUACUGCGUGAUCUGUCGCGAGCUGAAGGAUUACAAGAUGGCCGGAAACGCGGAGAGUCCUCAGGUUCGUCGCGAGGGCAUCAACUUCAUCCUCCGUCGCGGUUUGCCCUUCGUGAACAGAUCGCCGUCGAAGGAAUGGCUGGAGACCGAUUUGAAGCGCGACGAGAGGGAAGACAUCACGUUGGAGGAGAAGAGUCACCCACCGGAAGUGGACAGGGCGAUGACGCCAGUCGGCAACGUCAGAAGAACCGACAAAGACGUGGCUCAUAAAACUGUCAUCUACUUCGGGGACUCGAAUCAGAGACAGAAGGAGAACAGGCUGAGAGACGCUUGCUCGAAGGAGGAGAUGGAGAAAACCGAGGCGGAUGGCGCAGAAGAUGACGCGAUGUGCAAGAGACAACGCUCGAUGGCGAAUCUGCUGGAAAACGAGGACGCCAAGGUCACUCACGAAAUCGUGGUGAACGUUACUCCGAGCAGAGAGGACGUGUUGAAGAUCGAAGAGGACGAGAGCCAGGUCGAGGAUUAUUGGUCCUUGCCCGGGGACAACAGCGGGUUCAAGGCUGACUGGAGCUUCGUUCAGCAAUGGCGCCUGAGGGGACCCAGUGGUGGCAGUGGGCGAGAAUUGUACUGCCCUCCAUAUUCGAAGGACUUCACGGAAAGUUCGCCGAAAAACGGUGUUCACAAUAUGGUUCACAUGGUAGCGGAAAGGGACACGGAUAGCGUGGCACCAACGCCAACGCCUCAGCACCCUCAUCAUUCUCAACACCACCAUCUCAGUUUACACGAAAUUCGUGCGCUUCAGAGGCGGCCAGAAUGUACCGGUAAUAGCUCUUCAGAUGAGAAUCGAUCGUCGGGACAUGCAAGCAUGUCGGACACGGGUGGCCACACUAGCAGCAGUUCACCACCGCACCGUCACCACAGGGCACACAGUCCUCAGCAGUUGAACUCCGUACCCGAAGACGAUCGUUUGUCGGCCUCGGUUACGCAGAGAAAUGGCAGGAGUAGGUCCGGCCAGAAUCGCAACAGACAUAGAGCUACACCUGCCAAGUUACAGGUACCCUGGUCCGGUUCCGGUUUAGAAGACAUCAAACUAGCCAUCCAGCAGCUCACCAUGCGAUCUCACAAGUCAUCUUCGACGUACUCCUCCUUAAGCGGCUCCGAGAGUUCAGAACCAGCUGUAAGGAGGUUGAUGAGACAUUCCAGCUUGGAGACUAUCAACACCAACGUGACCAGCGCUGACGAAUUCGUCUGGGUAGACUCGCACAAUAGGCUGGUGGAACUGCAGCAAUUACCCUGGACUCAUCACGAUGUGCUACGUGUUUUGCAAAAUGGUCGGACCAGGGAACACAUGGAGCAAGUAUCUAUGGAGACGAUACCGCGACUCUCUUACUUGUUGCAACGUGCUCUGGUCAGAGUCGGUCGAGAAACGCAGAGAUUGGCCAAACCUGUUGGUCUUUGUAGCAAACACGAAGUGUACAGCGCGUUCAAGAUCGUGCUUUGUCCGGCGUUGGCUGAUUCUUGCACCAAGGCAUGCUUAAGAGCUGCAGCCAUGUUCGCAGUAUCCGGUGAUCAACUGAAGCAGUCGAAGGCUUCUAGGUCUGGAUUGCAGCUACCCGUAGGACGAUUUCUUCGUUGGAUGUCAGACGUACGACUUGGAAGAAUGAUACAUGAAUACGCGGCGAUAUAUUUGACUGCGGGUAUUGAAAAUCUCCUGGAAGAAAUAUUGUUACAAUGCAUACCGACCGAUCCGCACACAACGUUAACCGCGACGAUGUUGGAGCAUGCUAUAGCGAACAGCGGAGAUUUAUGGGGUCUUCUGCAACCGUAUGCACACUUGAACGCUGGUCGAACAGCAUCAGGUGCUCUUGCAAUGCCGCGUUGGGCAAGCGUAAGUUCUUUAAAUUCCUCUUCGUCAUCUCGCAGUGGAAGGGACGCAGCGAAUUCGGCACUGGAACCGUCGCUGUUAACCACCUGUGUCGGGUCGAUGUCAGAGCUAAUAGAUUUAAUCUCUAAAGUGGCACAAGCCGGACGUUCACCUAUACCAUUAACAACCAAGGCGCUGAACGCUUUGUUCUACUACAUGAGGUGUUCGCAGUUGGAACACGGCGAACGAGGUUCCGGGAUACAAGAGCUCGCUUAUGAACGAGCGUACGUUGUCCUUCCGCCGUUGGUCGAGUGGCUACGUGUUGCAACUGCUCAUGCAGAACAUAGACACGGUCUCGUUGUAGAUCAAGACGAUAUUAAUCAAGCUGCUAGGCUGCUAUUGCCUGGAGUAGACUGCCCAGUUAGACCUAUAUGCUUCGAGGAAGUAGCGGUCUGCUCGAAACGCAUCGAUGACACCGAAUACGUUCGUCUUCUCACGAUGGAUAUGGCCUUUAAAAUGUUAACUAGCGGUCGUACGGAUCUGAUCGCACAAGCCAUGCCUCUUUUGCCAUCAACGAAGAUCAAUACGGUGAACGACAAUGGCUUCACCGCACUGAUGAUAGCAUGUAUCAACGGUGAUGAAACAGCUAUAUUAGCUCUGUUGGAUGCUGGAGCAGAUUUGAACAUUGAAAGUCCACCACCACCGACUGGUCAAUUGGCGAACACACCUUCCAAGGUUCCGGUAACACCAGGUGUAUCGAAUGCUAGGAGUCCGGUUACGCCAUCUUCGAUAGUGUCCUCUGGAAAAAGUAUGCAGUCUUCAGGUUCAGCUUCUAGUUUGCCAAAUGCAUCCAGCAAUAUUUCAAGCAACGUAUGCUGCAAUCAAACUGGAUUCAAUGCUGAAACUCAACACUGGACCGCUUUAACUUACACGGCUUUAAUGGGACAUUGUAAUAUCGCCAGAAUAUUGUUAGAAAGAGGUGCUGCGGUUGAAGGUGGUGCUAAACCCAGUGAAGAUAAAUGUACAGUUACUCCACUGCAAGCUGCUACAGCAACUGGUAACAACGAAAUGGUGGCGUUGUUAUUAGCUCACGGUGCUCAGCCAUUCUUGUCGACUUUGAUCAAAGACUCCUUUUCUUACUCUGGUUCUGCCCAACGUGGUUGUUACAGCGCAAUAUCGGUAGCGACAGCUCAUGGUCAAAGGAGCUGUCUUCAUCAGUUGUUGUCUCAUCCACUAAACUUUUCUGCCAAGAGAGGGGAAAAAGAAGUAUUGUCUUUGGAAGAGAUUCUUGCGGAAGGUAGCGCAGCCACUAGUCCACAACAGCAAACCGUAGAUGGAAGAGGAAAUCGAAGGGAAGGGAAGGAGCCAGUUUUUAAUAAGGUUCAAACAAAAGCUUUGCAAGAAGCAAUGUAUCACAGCGCUGAAAGUAAUCAUUUAGAUAUAACAAUGGAACUCCGCGGAUUAAAAGUAGGUUGGACAUUACAUUGCUGGAUGCAUAGUCUCGCAACGGCUCAUGAAAUGAGAUUAGAUUCCGUGAUAGAUCAAUUGCUUCAAGAUUUCCUUCAAGUGUGUCCAGAUGAUUAUUCGACACAAUUUGUACAGGAAUGUCUUCCUUUGUUAUUUAACAUUUUUAGGUACAGUAAGAAAGAAGGCACGACGCUACUUCUUGCUGAUAUUUUCUGUACAUGUUUUGGAUGGGAACCGAUAAAACCUAUUCGAGACACUACACUUUCAAGUGGAUCAAGAAUAGAUCCUAAAUUUGUAAAUAAUCCAGAGUUAAGCGAUGUACAGUUCAGAGUGGAGGGUAGAGUUUUCUAUGGCCAUAAAAUUGUUCUAGUAACAUCGUCUCCAAGGUUUAGAAACAUGUUGAGUUCCAAGUUAUGUGAGGGGAAUCCUCCGAUUGUACAAAUCAAUGAUAUACGGUACCACAUUUUCCAGAUGGUUAUGGAAUUCUUAUAUCACGGUGGAUGUGCCACGUUAGAAGUUAAUCAAAGUGAUGUCUUGGAGCUAAUGGCUGCUGCAAACUUUUUCCAGUUAGACGGUUUGCUUAGGUACUGCGAAGCACAGUGCUCGUCAAUGGUUGAUCUUGAUAACAUCGUUUCUAUGUACAUUCAUGCAAAGGUUUAUAACGCGACUCAACUGUUAGAAUACUGUCAAGGAUUUUUGUUACAAAAUAUGGUUGCUUUAUUGACAUACGAUGACUCGGUUAAGCGCCUAUUGUUUGCUAAAAAACUGCCAAAUCACGACGUCCUCGCGGGCCUUCUUCUUACUUUACAAGCAAGAAUAAAAACUAGACGAUCUCAACAACAAAAUAAAAUAAAAGCUUAGAGAUAUAAUGUAUCCAGUAUAGUGGUAUCAUCAUUAUCAUUUCGUUUCCGCUUUUGUCAAGUAUAGUUAUCAACAUAUUUAGGUGACGCCGUUUAAUAAAAAGUAAGAUAUGUACAUUAAUUAAGACUGAAUGUUUCAUGACUUAUCUUUAAUUCAUUAUCAGGUAUUUAAAUAUAAAUCUCCAGUAAUUUAUAUCAGAGAUUAUAAUUUUCAUGCGAUUAUUCUUUUUUUCAAGGUAUUAGUAGAAUUUAAGAAUGAUACAUGUGAUGCAAAUUAUACACCUACAUAUUUUAUUCUUGUUGUAUAAUACUUCUUUAACUACUUUUUGUAAACUACAAAGUAUAAAAUAUCAAUGUAUAUUAUAUAUCGUUUGCACUAUCAAAAUGACAUACUUCAUUAUAAAUGAAUUUUAUGCAUGUAUAAUAAUUAAGCAGUUUAAUUUUCAAAAAUAAAUGUCCAACUCGGCUUUAAGUAAUAGUGUAAAUAAUAAAAUUAAUUAUCAUAAAAUAUGCAGUAUAAUAUACACUAUAAAUUAAUUAUCUAUCACUGUUAAACUAUUAAUAUAUGCAACAGGUAAAUAUAUAUCUUGUAAAUAAAACGGAUUAAACAUUUUAUACACAAUGCAAAAAAGAUGUUAAAACAGAAUAUAAUUCUCCUUCUAAACAUAAUUUAUUCGUCGCGAUUGCAAGAAAUUAUAAAUAUUGUGAUACGGUGCAGUCUCGCUAUAUAGCCGUUUUUCGGAUCAUCAAAUUUUUUACGAUAAAUCGAAUUUUGUUUAUAGCUCUUUCUAUAAUUUUCUGUUCUGCAACAUCGGCCAUAUAUCAAGACUCCACCGUAACUAAAUAAUCAUUGUUCCAUUUCCCAAUACUUAAUAAAAUUGUUUAUACUUUUUAUUAGGCUUUUGUUUACACAUAAUUAUUAGAUUUUAUAGUAUUUAUCACAAUACAGGAAUUUAUUAAAAACUAAAAAUAUAAAGAGAAAAAUCCAUGCAAAGUAAAAUAUUACGCUAAUAUAUGCUAUUUAAUGCUCGCAAAAUCCUUAUACAAUAUAUUGCUCUUUUUUGUAUUCUGUUUGAAUUUGAAUAAAUAAAAUCCUUACUUCGUAAUAAAAUGUUACAAACAACGCGGCGCAUUCAGAAGAGAAAAAGAAAAGACGAAACUGAAUUCAAUACUUAAUACUACUUUGUAACACACAGUUCAUUAUCACUUUAACAAAAUUGUUAUCAUCGAUAGAUCUGCGUAUGUUAACGAUGUAACAAUGUUAGCAUUUAUAUAUAUAAUGUGAUUUAUUUUGAAUGUCAAUGGUUAGUUGUAUAUACAAUAUUUAAGUUAUAAUCUUAAUGAUACUGUAAUCACUGGAUUUUUAGAUUUUGGAAUGCCUAAUAAUCAUAUGAAUCAAAUCGAUCUUCAAAAAAUGGCUGUCUCAAUCUUACAAUUAUAUGUAAUAUAUUUCUCAUUGUUAACCUUGUAAGCUUUAGCAGAUGUACAAGCGAUCUAUAAUAAACGAUAAAAUCCUAAUGAAGACUGAUUAUAAAAAUUAUAUUCACAGUUUUGUACAUUUCUAUUACGUUUCAUAGAUUAAGAUUAGAAAAUUUUGUCACUUCGUGUAUGUUCAUACAAACUUCCAUUUAAUACAUUAUAUGCCUAAUAAGGAUUUCAAUGAUAUAAUUUGUCAGAAAAAACGUCAACUUAAAAAUGAUUUUCAAAAAAUGUUAUUAUAUGCAUCCUUUGUAACAUGUACAUACAAUUGUGCACAUAUUACUACAAAUUUUUUAGUACCUGUGUUUUUAUAAAAACAAAAGAUAUCAAGAUUUAAGCACACGAAAUACAUAAUUUAUUUACAUAGUAAAACAUUUAAAAUGGAACAUUUUAAAUGAUUAACAUUUAUGUAAAAAACUAUGUAAGUUUAUAACAAAAUUGAAAUAUAUGCAAAUAAGUGAUAAAGCAUGAAUAGAAUAUUUCUGUACCUUGUUUACAGCAUGUAGAAAUUUAUAUGCAAACUGAAAUAUAAAAAUAUUCUAUAUAGCACUAUAAUAUAGUUGGCAUACACAAACCAUGUUCAGUUACUUAAUGAUAGAAAAUUUCUUAUUUUAUAGCAAACAAAUUAGCGAAAGAAGCACUUACUGAAACCAAAGACGUACCGUAACAUUUAAUUAUCACUUUUCAUCACAUUCGUUUGAUUAAUAAAAAAAUUGAGCAAUGCCUAUGGGUAACAUUCGGGUGUAAUAAAAAUAUUGUAUUUGUUGAAGAAAAUUGCAAGUUGAAACGUACCAGCACAUAUUUUUAUAUAGAAUUAUAAAAAAAAUAAUCGAAAUGUUACUUAUUCGAUAUACCUUAUUUAGAUCGUUUGUUACCAAUCAUUUAACACCAAUUAAUUUAGUGCCACAUUUAUUCUGUAUAGUUCUUACGUAGAGAAACUAAUCUUCUUGAAAAUUAUUUUGCA